This is a messenger RNA of Exaiptasia diaphana, 1211 nucleotides long. Its product is annotated as paraneoplastic antigen-like protein 5. The transcript has a single exon. Lineage: Eukaryota; Metazoa; Cnidaria; Anthozoa; Actiniaria; Aiptasiidae. The record is from RefSeq and is a predicted model, not a curated record. The coding region runs from base 96 to 1211 and encodes 371 amino acids.
CGCCACCUACCUCUCCACCUACUUUGGUAACGGGACAGGCAUCAUUAAUAGACGUUGGACAGCAGACUGGAAGUACCGCGGGAUUUGUACGGCCGAUGUCGAGCGUUCCUCAGACUUUUCAGACAGCUAGUGCCGAGUCUCUCUCGAUGUUUGGAAGAGUACCCCGUAUUUCAAAUUUUUCUGGAAAUUCUUCGAAGUCAGAUGUGUCUUUUGAAGCGUGGAAAUUCGAGGUCAAAUGCCUAAUGGGUGAUCAUACCUGCAAUGAGGAACUUCUGCGCCACGGUGUCCGCAAGUCCCUGAGGGGGGAAGCAGGCGUGUUAUGUAUGCAUCUUGGAGAGAAUGCGACCGUAGAAGCUAUUCUCCGCAAGCUGGAAGGUGUUUAUGGUAACGUUGAUAGUGGGACGACCCUUCUUCAGAAGUUCUAUAAUGCACGGCAAGAAAGUGGCGAGUCUGUGGCAGAAUAUGGUUGUAGAUUGGAGGAGGUUGUAAAUCGAGCAAUAUCGAGGGGUGCAGUUGCGAAGGAACAAGCCAAUGAGAUGCUGAAAAGUAAACUGUGGACCGGAUUGAAAGACGAGAGGGUAAGGAAUGCAACCAGAUAUAAGUACGAUAUGAUCCAUGAUUUUGAUGAAUUGAGGGCUGAGUUGAGAGCCAUGGAGCAGGAAAUUAAAGAAUUAGACUGCAUGCAGACCAAGACCGACAAACCACAAAGAGUCUUGAACAUGCCUCAAGUUAAAGACGAAGCGUCAGGUGAUUCGACUAAAAAGGCUAUAGAAGAAUUGUCGCGGAAGGUGAAGGGCCUGGAGGAUAAGAUGACAAGACAACCUGAUACAACUAAACUCCUCAACAGGAUUCUUGAAGUAGUGGAGAAGCUUGAGCUAGAUGAACGAAGAAAUCAUGGUGGAGCUUUUAAAGACAAGCCUAAUGAUAAUAAACCGUCAAACUCCAAGGAAGGGCCCUCUGGGGAGGGACGGACAGAGAGCCCAAACAAAGUAGCAGGUCCCAUUCCAGAGAUGUUAGGCGAUGUUAAUGUAAGUAUGUGCUAUGUUAAUGAUGUGCCAUGUUUGUCAUUAGUGGAUACAGGGUCCCAAGUUAGUACCAUAUGUGAAUGUUUUCGUGAAGAAUAUCUGAAUGAUUGUCCUUUGAGGGARCUUGAAGACAUCCUAAAGAUAGAGGGAGCCGCAGGACAGGAUGUACCGAUUUGCCGAUUUUAG